CCGCCAUCGUCCAAUCCAACAUUAUGCAAGUCAAGCAUCAUCAGUCGAAAUCCCCCACUUACACGCAUUAGCAAGGCUACAGCUUAUACACCACCACAUUCGCUCAGCCCGAUCAUCAUAGCUCCAAAGCGUACACCUCACGAUACCAUCAGAUGGCCCGUUGAAAUGCGGUUGCCUAUGCCGUCUCGCGUCCACAAUGUCCGUUGAGAUCUGGCCUCCCAUCUCGCUGGCUGAGCUUAAAAUCCAAGAAGAUGCCACUCAGGCCCGCGAGCUAACCUGGCUCCUAAUAUCCCUGCGUGCGACCCUCGAGAAAAUCAAGCGCGGCUUGGAAGACUGCUGCGCACUACUAGCUCCCGCCGACUCUGCAGGUAGUACGCUCGUGCUAACAACGCCACGCAACGAGACCGUAAAGGGACACACGACACGUGUGGGCGCGCGCCUGGUGCGCGGCUUAGUCCAUCUUAGACUGCGAACUCUCCCACCACAGACUAUAUCCCUCGACCCCUCGCGUCCCGUCCGUGUCCCCGCUCUAAUCCGUCUCGACGCUCUUCUCUCGCUCUCGCUUGAGUUAUGCCUCGCCCUAGAAGAGCACCAGAAUCAAACUACGCCCCCGCCCUCUGCGCCGUACCUCGCCUCCCAAUUACGGCUGCUAGCACUACAUAUUGCGGAAGCAGCAGCGUUAGUCAAAGGGCCGUCUCAACCGCCUGCGCGCCCAUCGACUAGUGCUUCUACGGCGAGCCAUGAGGUGCCCGGACGCCAGCAUCUACCGGAGCAGAAAGUUCCUCUUGAUACCACGUGGACGACAAGUUCAGUGUCACUAGGCCAUUUCACGCCCCCGCUUAGUCGCAACCUAUCUCUCUACGUAACGAUUCAAGAUGCCUGUCUGGUCAUAUAUUUGCGCGCCCUAGAACCCGCCGAUGCACCCGUAAAUUUCGGAACAAAGCUCGCGCUUGCUAUUGGUACAACACGGCGCAUCGAGCACGAUGAAGCCGACCGCGUGUUCUCGUACCGAUGUGACGACGAGUCGCGAAUUGAUGGCGGCACGUCCGCCCCCGAGCAUCAUGGUAGUCGUAGUGGUAGUAAUGCCGGUGGUGAGGAUAACGGGGGGAAUAAGAAAGAAGUCGAGGUAUAUGUUCGCGAGAAGGUGCGUGUUGAGAGCGCGGACCCUAGCCUCCUUUCGCUAUCCGCAAAGUUGAGCGCUUUGGGCAAUACGUUGGGGUUGGCACGGCGUAAUUUGGCCGCCGUCAUGGAACAAGAUUUGGAAGAAUAAAGCCACGCGGGAGAAUAUGGCAUCACAGAAUUAUCUCCUGCUAAUAGACUAGUACGGCAGAGCUAUAUGCAUUGUUGGAAUAGGGGGUGGAGUCUCCCUGGAUGAAAAUGAAGGACAGCAGCAUUAGCUAGGUACCUAAUAGGGUAACAAGUUUAAAACCACAAGACAAUCAAAUCACGAUAAACACUUGGAA
Molecule: messenger RNA, 1463 nt
Organism: Daldinia decipiens
Lineage: Eukaryota; Fungi; Ascomycota; Sordariomycetes; Xylariales; Hypoxylaceae
Product: RAVE subunit 2/Rogdi
Exons: 2
Coding region: 197-1270 (357 amino acids)
Cellular component (GO): RAVE complex
Source: RefSeq, a predicted model, not a curated record